AUGUGCAAUGUGUCAGUGAGUGAUGACAUCAUCACAAUCCCAAAGCCUGCUGUUCUAGUGCUUUCUGGGCCUGCUGAUCUAUGUCAGUGUUGGUGUCGUGUGUGUUGCCUACUGUCACAGCGUUUUAUCUCCCCCCCCCCCCCCCCAUUGCCUGGGGAAUUCCAGCCUGGGAUCUGUCAGUGUGGAUCCAUCAUCCUCCACUCACUCCAACUGUCACCCUGCCACUGCCAGCCGCAGAUACAGUCCAUCCGUGACACUGAUUUUGCUUUAUUAUUGGUUCGGGUGGCAUCUUAUGGC
This is a messenger RNA of Staurois parvus, 297 nucleotides long. Lineage: Eukaryota; Metazoa; Chordata; Amphibia; Anura; Ranidae. The record is from the annotation of a GenBank genome assembly.